Messenger RNA from Lotus japonicus, 1791 nucleotides. Its product is annotated as cold-responsive protein kinase 1-like. The transcript is spliced from 7 exons. Bases 364 to 1467 code for a protein of 367 amino acids. The record is from RefSeq and is a predicted model, not a curated record. Gene Ontology annotation, molecular function: protein kinase activity; ATP binding. Gene Ontology annotation, biological process: protein phosphorylation. Lineage: Eukaryota; Viridiplantae; Streptophyta; Magnoliopsida; Fabales; Fabaceae.
ACAACAUUUGAUGACAUCAGGGAUCGCAUUGAAUGAUGUUUUUGUUGGGGGACACUCUUGACUUCUCUCAUACAGCAGUCUGUAGAAGUCUUACUGGUUCCAACCAGAAACGGUCAUUUUCUGCAACAGUUGGUCCCAAAUGAAUGAAUGAAUGUGAAUGGAAGAUUAACAAAGUCCUAACUUGCCUUACGCGAUCGCACCUUACUAGCCGCCAGAGCACACCCCCAUAGACCAACCACCUGACACACCAUCACUCCUUCUCCAUAAUUCAACUAUUUAACCAAACUCUGCUUGCAUCUCUGCAUUUCUUUUCUUCCUGUGUUUCAAGACUGCAGAGUAGAGCAGUCACAUCUGAAGAUCAUUAUGAGUUGUGGCUGCUUUGGAGCCUCAACUCUCAAGAACAAAAAAAGCAUUUCUCAUGCUACUAAUGAAAUUGAUGGGUUUCCCCUUGAUAAUAUUACGCAUUUCUCUGAAAAGGACCUGAGACUAGCCACUGAUAACUAUCAUCCAAGCAAAAAGAUAGGACGAGGAGGUUUUGGAACUGUUUACCAGGGAACUUUAAAGAAUAGAAGACAGGUUGCUGUGAAGUCCCUUUCAGUUGGGUCAAAACAAGGAGUUCGUGAAUUUUUAACUGAGAUAAAAACUAUAUCAAAUGUCAAGCAUCCAAACCUUGUUGAAUUAGUCGGUUGCUGCGUGCAAGGACCUAACCGUAUAUUAGUCUAUGAAUAUGUGGAAAAUAACAGCCUUGAUCGCGCAUUACUUGGAUCAAGAAGUACAAACAUCAAACUAGACUGGGAAAAAAGAUCUGCUAUUUGUAAGGGUACUUCUAGGGGUCUUGCAUUUCUCCAUGAAGAACUUGUGCCACACAUUGUGCACAGAGACAUUAAGGCUAGCAACAUACUACUUGACAGAGACUUCAAUCCAAAAAUAGGAGAUUUUGGGUUGGCUAAAUUAUUUCCAGAUGACAUCACUCACAUUAGCACGAGAAUUGCUGGUACAACCGGUUACUUAGCACCGGAGUAUGCAAUGGGUGGCCAGUUAACCAUGAAGGCUGACGUGUACAGUUUUGGGGUUCUUAUACUUGAAGUAGUAAGUGGCAAAGGCAGUGCGAGGACAAACUGGGGAGGGUCAAACAAAUACCUCUUGGAAUGGGCCUGGCAACUUCAUGAAGAGGGGAAACUGCUGGAGCUUGUGGAUCCAGACAUGGAUGAUUUUCCUGAGGAAGAAGUAAUUAGGUACAUGAAGGUUGCUUUUUUUUGCACACAGGCAGCAGCAAGCAGAAGGCCACUGAUGUCCCAGGUUGUUGACAUGCUGACCAAGAAAAUCAGGCUCAAUGAAAAGCAACUCACAGCACCAGGGUUCUUCCAGGACUCAGGAGAUUCCUCUCUGAAAAAGUCAACACUUGAAUCCACAAGCUAUCAAUUUAGCUCUGCCCCUGUCAGUAUUACUCAUGUGGCCCCACGUUGAAGACUACACCAAAUUCAUGAUAUUUGAAUUGUGCAGGGUUGGAAAAUAAGACAAGGGAAAAAACCAAAGAGAGAAUUUUUUUCUUUUUUCUUUUAUAGAUUUGUAGAAGAGGUGUAAGUGAGAAAGGGAAGGAAUCAGAGUUUAGGUGAGAAAAACUGUGUAUUGUUUUAUUGAGUUCUGAUUACAGUGUUGUGAAUAUAUAGAAAAGAAAGUUUCAUUUAGAAACUCUCUAACCAACUCCAUGAGCCAUGUGCAAUGAUCAACGAAGUUAUUGUUCGAAAAAAAUAGAGUAUUCCAAAAGUUUAUGGUUCCACAUUAUGCAAA